AUUCAAAGAACUUCAUUUUGUUCAAUAUAAUAGGCUAAUCAAUAUAAGCUCGCAAAUCUAUUUUCUUCCUUGAUUGUUUUUUAAGGACGCUGUUUUCAUCUCAGAUUUACUAGCAAUAGUGUAUAUUUAUAUUUUUUAUAAUUAUUUUAUUGAUAAAUAGUCUAUGAAACAAAUGCAAACAGAACUAAAUGUAAAGUAUUCGCUUCUGAUUAACGUUUUCUGUUCUCACCACUUCGAUAAAUCUUAUCCAAUAAAUGUCAUUCAUUCAUUGGAAGCGGUAAUAAGACAAUAAGAUCAGUUUCGUGGAAAAGUGUGAAAACUGUUAUUUCGUGAGCCACAGUGCUUCUUGUCGAAUACAGCAGGUGGGUGGGACUGCCAGCUGCAUGAAAAAAAAAAAGAAAGAAACCCCUAAAAAAACAACACCGGAGCGACCACCCAUCUUGUACAGAAACCUGCCGCAACGCAUACUCAGAUACAAAAAAGCACCAAAUGGGAAAAAUUAAAUGCUUCCAAAAAUAUGCCUUAAAAAAAUCGGACACUGAAACUCAAGAACAACACUUUCACAGGGAAAAAUCGUGGUUAUGGAAGUUUUUUUCUGGGCUUUGUCUACUGGUAUUCAUGUUUUUUCUGGUUAUAUGGUCUUAUAUGGGAAAUGGAAGAAAAAAACACCCUUCACCCAGCUUUUUGUCUCAGCACUGUGCAGGACUUCAGAACUAUUCAAACUCUGGCUCUCCUGCAGGAAUCAAUUCAGAAGUCUCAGAAAUGUCUCAGUCACCAAUAAACUCUUUUUACUCAGAAUUUGGAAUCCUUUUAGAUGACUACUCCAGGUUACAGCAGGCUGUUUACUGGGACGGGCCUGACAGAUCAAUCACAAAUGUGUCCAUGAGUACUAGUCCAGCUCACACCACAUUCAUCAUAGAGAACCUGAAAGAGAACUACCAAACUGGUGAGGAACUUUUUGUUACGGUGCACGCAAAGGACUUUUAUAAUAUAUCUAAGCGUUAUGGAGGCGACUUUUUUCAAGCCAAGCUGUUCUGGUCUGAAACUAAGGCAAGUGUGUUUGGGGAGGUGGUGGACCUGCACAAUGGAUCCUACUCUGUGCGUUUCCUCCUGCCAUGGGCCGGUGAGGCCCAGGUGGCUGUGCGUCUAAUUCACUCCAGUGAAGCUGUGCAGGUCCUGAAGCAUCACAGAGAUACUGACUCUGACAGGGUGUACUUUAAUGGAUAUUACGAGGGACCAGGACCAAAUAAGACCAGGCUGAGUGAAACAGUGAUGUGUAAUGUUAAGUGGGACAAGAAUGGAUUUGAGCAUAUGGGAACUGAAAAUUGUUGCUGUGAUUACAAAGAUCCCCAUACCAAAGAAAUAUGGCGCUGCCAGAGACCCAAAUCCCUGCCAUGCAGUGCUCUUGUGUACCACUCUAUGGGAGGUUAUAGAAACCGUCUGACUGAUAGAGAGAAAGAGCUUAUGAAGCAAACUAAUAAAGAUAUCAAUGGAGAUAAGAGCAUCAUCAAAAUUUUUCAGUCCCAUGGAAAUGAAACUGCUGAUGUAGCAGAGAAAUGUCAUCCUGGUUUACACACUCCAGUUCCAGCUGGCUUCUACCUGAAUGAUGUGUGGACAUCUUUUGUCUGUAGCACCCGCCAUUUUACAACCCAAGCGACAACAGAGUGCCUGAAAGACAAACACAUUUACAUGAUGGGAGACUCUACUAUGAGACAGUGGUUUGAGUUCUUUGUGAAAGAAGUACCAAACCUGAAGCAGAUGAACCUGCAUGUCCAAUAUCAGUCAGGGCCACUCCUAGCAGUGGAUGUGGAAGACAAAAUUGACUUACACUGGAGGGCUCAUGGCGUUCCUCUUCGCACUGAGAAAACAAAAAUUGCUAAUCUGCACUACAUCAGUAAUGAGAUCGAUGAUCUGGCUGGAGGACCCCACACAGUCAUUAUGUUCAAUCUGGGGCCCCAUUUCACCACGUACCCUCUGGAUUUCUACACCUAUAGAGUGUUGACGAUCCGCAAAGCUGUUCUAGCAUUGUUACAACGGUCACCUGACACUACUGUUAUAAUCAAGACUAUCAACACUGGCUAUAAGGAUAUUUUCGGGAGUGAUUGGUAUUCUCUACAACUGGACAGAGUUCUCCGUUGGGCUUUUCAGGAUGUUGGUGUUUAUAUUCUGGAUGUGUGGCAAAUGACGGCCUGUCACUACAGCAAAGAGAACAUUCAUCCAGGCCCUGUCAUCAUCAAAAAUGAGAUAGACAUUUUACUUUCUUUUAUUUGCCCCGGAUAAAUUUUAAUUAUUACAUGUGAAAAUUCAGGUCAUGUGCAGAGAAACUACCCUAAAAUACUUUUUUAUUUUAUUUUUUGAAAUUAUUUGUCACUCCUGAUGUUUGUCUAAUAUAGGCAUACUUUACACGUUCACAAACCUAAUCAAAUAUAUUUAAGUAGUUAUACUGGAUUAGGUAACAUUUAAAAAUACAGAUCAAAUAAAAGAAAAAUGAAAAGUGAAAUAAUGAGAUUUAAAGUCAAAAUAAUGACAUACUAAGUCCCUGGUGUUGGUUCACCCUUGCCUUUGACUUAGUAUGUCAUAAUUUCAACCUUUUAUGUUAUAAUUUUGAAUUUUAAAGCUAUAACCAGAACUAAGUAUUGUCAUAACUUGAUAACUAUGACAUUUAAAGUCAUAAUUAAUUUACCAACACAU
This is a messenger RNA of Carassius auratus (goldfish), 2691 nucleotides long. RefSeq names its product NXPE family member 3-like. The transcript has 8 exons. Lineage: Eukaryota; Metazoa; Chordata; Actinopteri; Cypriniformes; Cyprinidae. Bases 490 to 2280 code for a protein of 596 amino acids. The record is from RefSeq and is a predicted model, not a curated record.